Messenger RNA from Ictidomys tridecemlineatus (thirteen-lined ground squirrel), 2966 nucleotides. It is a transcript of the gene Vezt, whose product is annotated as vezatin, adherens junctions transmembrane protein. Gene Ontology annotation, biological process: cell-cell adhesion. Gene Ontology annotation, cellular component: plasma membrane. The record is from RefSeq and is a predicted model, not a curated record. NCBI's taxonomy places the organism in Eukaryota, Metazoa, Chordata, Mammalia, Rodentia, Sciuridae. Gene Ontology annotation, molecular function: myosin binding.
UGUAGUUGUCAAGACCUACGGGACCGGCAAGAGCAGAAGCCUCGGUGCACGCCCGUUCUCCUGCCUGCCUUCAUUUCCCAUCGUGCUGAGGCGGGUGGCAUGGCGGAGAAGGAUGACACCGGAGUUUGACGAAGAGGUGGUUUUUGAGAAUUCUCCACUUUACCAGUACUUACAGGAUUUGGGACACACAGAUUUUGAAAUAUGUUCUUCUUUGUCACCAAAAACCGAAAAAUGUGCUACCACAGAGGGACAACAAAAGCCUCCUAUGAAAGUCCUAUCAAAACAAGGCAUCCUGUUAAAAGUGGCUGAAACCAUCAAAAGUUGGAUUUGUUUUUCUCAGUGCAAUAAGAAAGAUGACUUACUUCACAAAUUGGAUACUGGAUUCCGACUCGACUUACUGCAUACCAUCCUGCAACAGGAAGUCCUGUUACAAGAGGAUGUAGAACUAAUUGAGCUACUUGAUCCCAGUAUCCUGUCUGCAGGGCAACCUCAACAACAGGAAAAUGGACACCUUCCAACACUCCGCUCCCUGGCAACCCCUAAUAUUUGGGAUGUCUCAAUGCUAUUUGCCUUCAUUAGUUUGCUGAUUAUGCUUCCCACUUGGUGGAUUGUAUCUUCUUGGAUGGUAUGGGGAGUGGUUCUAUUUCUUUAUUUGAUCAUACGAGCAUUGAGAUUAUGGAGGACAGCCAAACUACAUAUGACCCUAAAAAAAUACAGUGUCCGUCUGGAAGAUAUGGCAGCAAAUAGCCGAGCGUUUACUAAUCUUGUGAGAAAAGCUUUACGUCUCAUUCAAGAAACUGAAGUCAUUUCCAGAGGAUUUACACUUUUGCUUGACAGGGUCAGUGCUGCUUGCUCAUUUAAUAAAGCUGGACAGCAUCCCAGUCAGCAUCUCAUCGGUCUUCGGAAAGCUGUUUACAGAACUGUAAGAGCCAACUUUCAAGCAGCAAGGCUAGCUACCCUAUAUAUGCUGAAAAACUACCCCCUGAACUCUGAGAGUGACAAUGUUACCAACUACAUCUGUGUGGUGCCUUUUAAGGAGCUGGGCCUUGGACUUAGUGAAGAGCAGAUUUCAGAAGAGGAAGCACAUAACCUUACAGAUGGCUUCAGCCUACCUGCAUUAAAGGUGUUGUUUCAACUCUGGGUGGCACAGAGUUCAGAGUUCUUCAGACGGUUAGCCCUGUUGCUUUCUUCAGCCAAUUCACCUCCAGGGCCCUUACUUUCUCCAGCACUCUUGCCUCAUCAUAUACUGUCUGAUGUGAUUCAAGGUCUACCUCAUGCUCAUUCUGCCUGUUUAGAAGAGCUCAAACGCAGCUAUGAGUUCUACCGGUACUUUGAAACCCAGCACCAGUCAGUACCCCAGCGUAAAACUCAGCAGAAGUCAAAAGAACUAAAUAAUGUUCACACAGCAGUGCGCAGCUUGCAACUCCAUCUGAAAGCAUUACUGAAUGAGGUUAUAAUUCUUGAAGAUGAACUUGAAAAGCUUGUUUGUACUAAAGAAACACAAGAACUAGUAUCAGAGGCUUAUCAAAUCCUAGAACAGAAGUUAAAGUUGAUUGAGCCCCAUGUUCAAGCAAGCAACAAUUGCUGGGAAGAAGCCAUUUCUCAGGUGGACAAACUGCUACGGAGAAAUACAGAUAAAAAAGGAAAGCCUGAAGUAGCCUGUGAAAACCCACAUUGUACUGUAGUACCUUUGAAGCAGCCUACUCUACACAUUUCAGACAAAGAUCCAAUCCCCGAGGAGCAGGAAUUAGAAGCUUAUGUAGAUGAUAUAGAUAUGGACAGUGAUUUCAGAAAAGAUGAUUUUUAUUACUUGUCUCAAGAAGACAAAGAGAGACAGAAGCGUGAGCAGGAAGAAUCCAAGAGGGUACUGCAAGAAUUAAAAUCUGUGCUUGGAUUUAAAGCUUCGGAGGCAGAAAGGCAGAAAUGGAAGCAACUUCUCUUUAGCGAUCAUGCUGUGUUGAAAUCCUUGUCUCCUGUAGACCCAGUGGAACCCAUAAGUAAUUCAGAACCAUCAGUGAAUUCAGAUAUGGGAAAAGUCAGUAAAAAUGAUACUGAAGAGGAAAAUAGUAGUAAGCCCUCCACAAAUGACAAUGAAAUAAGUAGGACUGAGUAUUUAUGUGAGAAUCAACAAGAGGAUAAAAAUAAAGACAAUUCUGCAAAUGAAGUCUUCCUCCAAGGGCCUGAAGAAGCAAUGUGCUACCAGUGUGAGAGUGAGGACGAAUCUCCACAGGCCGUUGGAGGUGGCCUGGCCACUGUCUCUCCAACUCCCAGGGACUCCUUGCAGCCCUCCAUCAAGCAGAGGUUGGCACAGCUCCAGCUGUCACCAGAAUUUACCUUCACUGCUGGCCUCGCAGCAGAAGUGGCUGCUAGGUCUCUCUCCUUCACCACCAUGCAGGAACAGACUUUUGGCGAUGAGGAGGAAGAACAAAUAAUAGAAGAAAAUGAAAACGAGGUAGAGGAAAGUAAAAACCAAGAUCAAUGAAAUGAUUUUAGAUUGUUCCUUUUACAAAAGUGUUUUAGCUUCAGGACUGGAAAGGGAAGAUAAGUGUAAGUUUACUAUCUAUAAAGAUGUGAAUUUCUAGGAAGAAACCUGGUUUGAACAACUGUCUCAGAUUAAUAGUUACCUGUAAGUGGCAGAUUUUUUAGGAAAAUAAGAGAAAGGUAAGGGCUCUUUAAAAUAAACUCCUGCUUUAUUUGUGGCCCAACUGAUAAUCUUGGUAAUUAUUUAAGUACUUUUAAUAAGAAAUGAAUUUAUCAUUUCUUGCCAGAAUUUGCUACCAUAAGGUGACUAGGUUAAUUCUCUUGCAAGAACAUUAACAUUUAGUAUGACUCCUUUUUACUGUAUCUUUGCAGUUAGUAACUGCAGCUAUUAUGUUAAUAUCGAGUUGUUUGUAUUUUAUUUUUGUUUAUACCAGUCUUUAAAAAAAAGAUACAGGUUCUGAAUAAAAAAAAUUUAAUUCAUACAA